Messenger RNA from Tetrahymena thermophila SB210, 531 nucleotides. RefSeq lists its product as hypothetical. The transcript has 3 exons. The record is from RefSeq and is a predicted model, not a curated record. Lineage: Eukaryota; Ciliophora; Oligohymenophorea; Hymenostomatida; Tetrahymenidae.
AUGAACCCUUAAAAGAAGUUGGAAAUAUAUUCUACACUACUUAGCUUUUAAUCUUCUAUUUUAAAAAUCGUAUCAAAUAAAACUCUCAUUGGUAUUAGAUGUGAUAUUAUACCUAAAAUGCUAAAAGCCAAUACUAUAUACUAGACUGUAUAUUAUUCAUUGUAAAAAUAUGACACCACACAACUUACUAUUCUAGCAAGACAAGCAAUUAUAUUAAGGAGAGACGAAUUAAUACUGGCUUACUUAAAAGUUACGGCAGAAUCAAAUAUGAUUUUUUCAAAGCAAACAAGAUAGGCUAAUUUCACAAAAAAUGAAAAACUAUAACCAAUAAAAAAUAUUUCCAUUUCAUUUGAAAUAAUGCUAAAUCCUUAAAUAAUAAUUCCUAUUAUUGAAAUAGCCAUCGAAAACUAAGAAAUAGAAAACACAGAAUAGAGAUCCAUAAAUAGCCCACAAAAAAUAGAGACGAAUAAACAUUCUGUUGUUUCAGCUGCUAAUAAGUAAGUACAUAAAGAAUCUUGCUAAUAGUAAUGA